This is a messenger RNA of Suillus bovinus, 1027 nucleotides long. Its product is annotated as Chloroperoxidase. The record is from RefSeq and is a predicted model, not a curated record. The transcript has 4 exons. Bases 173 to 1027 code for a protein of 284 amino acids. Lineage: Eukaryota; Fungi; Basidiomycota; Agaricomycetes; Boletales; Suillaceae. Gene Ontology annotation, molecular function: peroxidase activity.
GGCGCAUUCCCUUAAUAUCACUAUACCCUCUAGAAUUCUCCGGAGUCGGUAAAAGGGAAUAUCGAGCUUGCCUUGAGGCAUUCUUAGACCAUAUCUUAUAAGGCCAUCAUCAUGGGCGCUUGCAGCACAGAACUUUGUCCCUCCGAAACCUCAUCCUUCAAGUUGGAGCAAAAUGGGUUUCCUCUCCAGCGUGUCUAACUUUUUCUUCGAUGUUGGGAUCAUGUCUUACGAUAUCCUCCUUACACUCCUCAAUCUCGUGAUGAAGAAGCGCCGCAUAGGGCACGUCACCCCCGAGGGCCACUCAGGCUAUGGUGGGUAUUGGCCUGAGUUUAAGCCUGCUCAGGAAGGCGACUCCCGCUGCUCAUGCCCAGCACUCAAUGCGAUGGCCAAUCACGGUUACGGCCGCAACAUCUCAUUUGUCGAACUUAACCACCAGAUCCGCACAACUUACAAUUUCAGUCCUUCCUUCUGCUCUUAUGUCCCACAUUUUGCCGCUCGCAUGCUCAAGAGAAGCUACAGCAAGGAUACCUUUGACUUGGCAGAACUCGACUUGCACAAUGGUAUCGAACACGACGCAUCUCUCUUCCGUCUUGACACUGCCCUUCAACCAAACCAAUCGACAAAACACAUACCUUUCAUCGAAGAAUUGCUCGAGGCAUCUACCGGCAAGGACCAAUAUGGCAAUAAUGUCCUGACCACAAAAGAUCUCUCUGGGAUUCUGGGAAAGCGUCGAGCAGUGGCGCGCGCAACCAACAGGGAAUUCUCGCUCAGCUUCUUCCACAGGAUGUUCGGUAGUGCAAAUUCCUCAACACUGCUCACAAUCUUUGGAGGCCGUGUAAAUGACCUGCGCAGUGUUGUUCUUCACGAGCGUAUUCCAGACGGCUGGGAGUCACGCAUUCGCCAACCCUAUGGACUGACUUUUACGCACUUCAACAAGACUGUAUUGGCAGUCGAAUUUGGUGUGCGCGAGAAGGAUUGGACGGAAGCAGCGCAGGAAGCAGCCCGUCAACGUGCUACUUCUGUUUGA